UACAUACUCGGAAACAAUGACCCAUUGAUCCGCCCACUCAUUUUCGGACCCUUAAUUUUCUAAGUCCACUUCAGUCUCGCUCAUCUGCAACAGAAAACUCCGACCACAAUGGACUUACUGGGCGACGACGGAAGAGGCUACGAGCUCGCGAGGAAGCUCGAAAGCCAUGACGUGUGGCGUUCAUGGCUCGGCGACUCACUCUACGCUAACUUCCUUCACUUUCUCGCCUCACCAACCUCAUGGGACUCCUUCAUGAGAACCGAUGAAUCCAAAACUAGGGCUCAGAUCCAACUCCAACUACGAGUUCGGGCUCUGAUCUUCGAUAAAGCCUCCGUUUCGCUCUUCCUCCGAUCCAAUAGGUGUUCUUCAUCCCCGUCCUCUUCAAUUCCUUGUUCCGCUGUAGUUUCGAAGCUCAAUCCAAACUAUUUACAGUUGCAUGGAGAUGAUGUGUACUUCACAUUGGAGAACUCAUCGCAAGAUGGGUUUCAACCUCAGCAACGCGAUGGUAUUGGCGCUACUAAUACGUCAACGUCUAAGAUUCAAUCUAAAGCAGCUUUUGGUGCUGGGUCUAGAUAUGUGGAAUCAGAAAUUGAUAGCAAGUCCCAGAGAUUCAAGCUUCAAGAAUUGCCUGAAACAUGGUAUAGUCAGUUUUUUGAGAAGUACAAAGCUAGCAAACCCUAUAGGUUAUCCUUUGGUGAUCGAGAAAUGGACAAACGUACACCUGAACAGAUGUCCACUUAUCUAAGAGUUACUGAGAGGCUUAAGAGAAGGCGUAUAGUAUUUAAGGAAGAACAAAACCUGGGUUUUGGCAAUUCCAUUAUGGAAAAUGGAUCAAACAUGCGAUCAAACCCAGUGGUAGAUGACAGCGAUGCAAUUGAUGACGAGAUGUCAUUUUUCCCCGAAACAAUGUUUACACUGAAUUGUGUUCCUGAGAGUGCACUCUCUCCAAUGAAUCGAGUUAAAAACAACCAGAAAGUGGAGUUCAAUGGAGUUCUAGAUAACUUACCUCAGAUUAUGACUAGGAGCCCUAUUAUGAUUGAGAGGCUUGGAAUUAGACCAGAAUACCUUAGCAUGGAACAGGGAGGAAAUCAAGGUCGUGCAAAAAAUGGAUCAGAAGGGAACAAGAAACUUUGUACUAAGGAGCAAGCAUCACAGAUGUCUCAGAAGGUGAUUGCUCAUCUGCUAACAAGUGUGGGGUUUGAAUCUGCUUCAGAACUACCAAUGGAAGUCUUGUCUCAGCUUUUGAGCUGUCAUGUCUGCAAAUUAGGCCGUAUCUUGAAACUCCUUGCUGAUAGUUACAGGAAACAGUGCUCAGCCGUUGAACUACUUAAAAUGUUCCUUAAAACAGCAGGUCAUAGCAAUCUUGGGCCUUUGGCUGAGCUUGUGAAAGACAAUACCAGGAAUUCUGUACAACAAUCUCAGCUGCAAGCGCAAGGAAACCAGUUACAAUUGCAAUCACAGCAUCAAACCUCCAUUCGGCAACCACAGCAGAUUCCAAGACAAAUGCAUCCACAGUUGCAGCAGAUGGUUCAUCCCCAGAAUCUGGCUUUUCAGCAACCGCAGCACUGGGAAAGACUGCGAAGGCGCCAACCUUCGACACCUCGUCCUGGUGUGAAUAUGAAUAUGGAUAAGGAAAGACCCAUGGUGCAAGUCAAGAUCGAAAACCCAUCUGAUUUUCCUAUGGACAACAAUACCUUCAGCACAAUCAACACCACACAUCCUCAAACCCAAUUGCAACAGUAUCGGCAGCAGCAACUUGCUGCAAUGUCAUCUCUCCAGGCUCAAUCAGGCAAUCAGUUUAGGCCAAUGAGUCCCCUUCAGAUUCCUCAAACACCGAACAUGGGUAUGGCUAGGGCUCCACCAGUGAAGGUUGAAGGCUUUCAGGAAUUGAUGGGUGGGGAUGCUACACUAAAGCAUGAUUCGGAGGAGAAUAAGCUUACCUCUCCUCCAAAGUAAUGGCCAGGGAGAUGACCAAUUUCUAAUACACACGUUCUCAGGUGGAUAUAAUAGGUAUGUCUAAUGUAUUUGGCUGCAUUUUAUUUUUUUUGUAUAAUAAUUUUCUUUCUGCAUAUUUUCUUGUUAAGUCAUGCUUGGCAAGAAUGCUAGUAAAGAAUGACAUUGUUCUCCUAACCCUUCUGGACAUUUUGUUACGGUUGAGUAUCUCUGCUGGUUACU
Ilex paraguariensis (yerba mate) is the source of this 2175-nucleotide messenger RNA. The record is from the annotation of a GenBank genome assembly. Lineage: Eukaryota; Viridiplantae; Streptophyta; Magnoliopsida; Aquifoliales; Aquifoliaceae.